AGCAAACAGGAGGCUGGACGAACAGAGCAAGAAAGGCAGCAUCUAGAGGAAAGGAGCAGUCAACAUUUCGGUUACUAUCCCUCUUCAGGACGGAUAGUUCAAGUCUCACUCAUCCAAACUAAUACUGCAACACGGUACUUGUCUCAAAUCGAGUCCCUCACUACCCUUCAGAAUGCAAUGAAAAUGAGUCUCCAUGAAAUCAGUGAAAAUGUGAAGUUGGGCAGAGAAUAUGCCUUAUUGGGAAAUUAUGAUUCUGCAUUAGUUUACUACCAAGGAGUAAUUGAACAGAUUCAAAAGUACUUGUCUUCAGUCAGAGAUCCUUCAUACAAGCAGAAAUGGAAUCAGGUAUGGCAAGAGAUAACUGAAGAAUGUCAGCACGUCAAAGAGAUAAUGUCAACGUUGGAUGGCUUUAAACAUGACAGCUCUCCGUUGCAGGCAGUACGACAUGAAGGACAUGAUUCAGAAGUCUGGUCGUUACCUGUGCCUGCAGAACGCAAUAGACCAUCUCCACAUCCGAGGAAGCGACAGUCAACUCCUUGCAAUGACCUUAGAGCUCCUCAGAAAGACCGCCUCGGAGCUCCAAUUAGAGGUUCUAGUCGUUCUGUACCCCGAAUAGGGAACAACGAUAGAGUGAGAUCAAACAAAGGAAAGGACAAGAAAGAAAAUCAAAACAAAGGAAAGGAAGACAAGAUUAAAGCGAUUGAUACCUCUGAAAGUGAGCCAAAAAAGUUUGAUGGUUCUGGGAAUGACCGAGAUUUAGUAGAAGCUUUGGAGCGAGACAUAAUAUCACAAAACCCAAAUGUUCGAUGGGAUGAUAUCGCAGACUUGGCGUCAGCAAAAAAAUUACUGGAAGAAGCCGUUGUUUUGCCAAUGUGGAUGCCAGAUUUCUUUAAAGGAAUCAGGCGACCUUGGAAAGGAGUGCUGAUGGUUGGCCCCCCAGGAACUGGAAAAACAAUGCUGGCUAAAGCUGUAGCAACUGAAUGUGGAACAACAUUUUUCAAUAUCUCGUCAUCAACGCUCACUUCCAAGUAUAGAGGAGAGUCUGAGAAACUUGUCCGCCUUCUGUUUGAAAUGGCCAGAUUUUAUGCCCCAACAACCAUUUUCAUCGAUGAAAUUGACUCCAUUUGCAGUCGUAGAGGAACUGCUGAGGAGCAUGAGGCAAGCAGACGAGUGAAAGCUGAGCUACUUGUUCAGAUGGAUGGUGUUGGAGGUGCAUCGGAAAAUGAUGACCCUUCAAAGAUGGUUAUGGUUCUAGCAGCUACUAAUUUCCCAUGGGAUAUUGAUGAAGCUCUAAGAAGGCGUCUGGAAAAGCGAAUUUAUAUUCCUUUACCUUCAGCAGUGGGAAGAGAAGAGCUGCUGCGGAUAAACCUCCGAGAAUUGGAGGUGGCAGAUGAUGUCGAUGUCAAAAAAAUAGCUGAACAAAUGGAAGGAUAUUCUGGAGCAGACAUAACCAAUGUGUGCAGGGAUGCCUCCAUGAUGGCCAUGCGACGUCGCAUUCAAGGACUAACUCCUGAGGAAAUAAGAAAUAUAUCUAGGGAUGAGUUGCAGAUGCCGACAACCAUGGAUGAUUUUGGAAUGGCCCUGAAGAAAGUUUCUAAGUCUGUUUCAGCUGCAGACCUGGAGAAAUAUGAGAAAUGGAUUGCAGAGUUUGGUUCAUAUUAAUCUAAAUGAAACACAUUUUGGUUUUUACUAGCUAAAUAUUAUUGGGGUCACUCAGAUAAGACAAGAUUGACUUCUUAAAUCACAGGCCAAAAAUGAACACUUCCAAUGUCCUAUUUAUAAAUCACUUGCUGUAAAAUCCAUACAUCUGUCUAUUGUUUACCUCUUACUUCUUAGAAUUGUUUUUAUUUGAACAGGUGUAUUGAAAAAACCAAAGUGAAGAUGUGGGAGAAUCUUGCCACUGGAAUCUGAGAGUUUUUAAAAAAAAUUCAAAGAAUUCUAUUUAAUUCUAACAUUGCUUUUCUUUAUUUAUCUAAGUUCAUUUUUUAAAAUUGUUUUAUUUAAUGUCCCCGGGGGAAAAUAGUUGCCUGCCAGCGUAAGUUAAUAUUUAGGUUUAUGCUGAAGCUAGUAUAAGUAAGAACUGUCAAUUGCUUCAUCAAUUAUACCCAUUAAAUGAAUAAGUCAAGGGACUAAAUUAUCAAGCUCAUUUCAGUUGAGUCAACUCUUUUGUCUUCAAUAUUCAAUUCUAGUUGUAAGUAAAUAAAGCAAGUGAGUAUCAAUCAGAAUUCUUUGAAUCUAUACUUUUAAUUGCAUUUGACAGGCUUCUUUCAUGUUUGUAAUGGAUUAAUUUCAAAUAAACUCCUUCAAGUGCAUUAAGUUCCUUGCAGCCUGCUACAGAAUGACUAAGAUGGAAAGAUGAAAUUUCCUUAUACUGUUCUUAAUUCUGAUUUUUGUUUAUUUCCUUUUUUUUUGCCCUGUUCUUUAUUUUACUUCUUACCUUAUCCAUUCCUUCCUUCAUCUCUGUAGCUUCAGUUCAUUAUUUGUGCAGUUACUCUGUAAAGUACAAAAGCUGUAAGGAUGCCAGAAAAAUAUGAGCCAGAUAUUGCUAAUAAAAGCAUUCAAUGCCUCGGCAUUUCUCACACGCUUACGUGAUGCAGUUGGAACUGUUGGCAGUAUUUUUACUGCCAUGUGGGCAAAUUUAACAAUUUGCUGUCCCCACUUUCUCGUUAUAUUUAAAGAUAAGAAAUCCACACACAAUGACUUGACCCUAGACCCUGGUUUUAAAAUUAGUUAAAUACUUGCCUGUAGAACACAUUCUCACCAUGCUCGUGCAGCUUUUAAAUUGUUGCAUCACUGCUCCAAAAUUAUCACUAGGCCUUAUCAAGUCUGUUAUCCUGCAGCAAAUGGUUUGACCACAAGAAUAGCUGAUUAAUUGAUUUUAUAUUCACUUAAAAUGCUAAUUUUGUUUCAUACAGACCACGACUUUAUAGUUUUGUACACUCUCAAAUUUGAAAAAGAGGUUCAGUUUGAACAACUGUAAUGUGAGAAAAUAAUGUCUGAAUUACAGUAAUACUCUUUCUUGGUAAAAUAAGAAUGACUUUCUGAAUGUGGAGAAAGAUUAGGUUAGAUUGACACCAACCCUAUUCCUGCGUUGGGGAGAAAUGUGCUAUGACAAUAGACAAUAGGUGCAGGAGUAGGCCAUUCGGCCCUUCGAGCCAGCACCACCAUUCAUUAUGAUCUUGGCUGACCAUCCACAAUCACUAUCCUGUUCCUGCCUUAUCCCCAUAACCUUUGAUUCCACUGUCUUUAAGAGCUCUAUCCAUCUCUCUCCUCAAAGUAUCCAGAGACUUGGCCUCCACUGCCUUCUGGGGCAGACCAUUCCAUAUAUCCACCACUCUCUGGGUGAAGAAGUUUUUCCUCAACUUUGUUCUAAAUGGCCUACCCCUUGUUUUUAAGCUGUGUCCUCUGGUUCUGGACUCACCCAUCAUCGGAAACAUGCUUCCUGCCUCCAGAGUGCCCAAUCCUUUAAUAAUCUUAUAUGUCGCAAUCAGACCCCCUCUCAUCCUUCUAAACUCAAGUGCAUAUAAGCCCACAGUCUCUCCAAUCUUUCAACAUAUGAUAGUCCCGCCAUUCCGGGAAUUGACCUUGUGAACCUAUGCUGCACUCCCUCAAUAGCAAGAAUGUCCUUCCUCAAAUUUGGAGACCAAAACUGCACACAACACUUCAGGUGCGGUCUCACCAGGGCCCUAUACAGCUGCAGAGGGGACCUCUUUGCUCUUGUACUCAAUUCCUCUUGUCAUGAAGGCCAGCAUGCUAUUAGCUUUCUUGACUGCCUGCUGUACCUGCAUGCAUGCUUUCAUUGACUGAUGUACAAGAACACCUAGAUCUCGUUGUGCUUCCCCUUUAUCUAACUUGACUGCAUUUAGAUAGUAAUCUGCCUUCUUGUUCUUGCCACCAAAGUGGAUAACCACACAUUUAUCCACAUUAAACUGCAUCUGCCAUGCAUCCGUCCCCUCACCUAGCCUUUCCAAGUCACCCUGUAUUCUCAUAACUUCCUCCUCAUAUUUCACACAGCCACCCAGCUUCUUUGUGUCAUCAGCAAAUUUGCUAAUAUUACUUUUAAUGCCUUCAUCUAUAUCAUUAAUGUAUAUUGUAAACAGCUGCGGUCCCAGCACCAAACCUUGUGGUACCCCACUGGUCUCCGCCUGCCAUUUCGAAAGGGACCCAUUUAUCACUAAUCUUUGCUUCCUGUCAGCCAGCCAAUUUUCAAUCCAAGUCAGUAUUUUGCCUUGAAUAACAUGUGCCCUAAUUUUGCUCACCAAUCUCCUAUGUGGGACUCUAUCAAAGGCUUUCUGAAAGUCCAGGUACACCACAUCCACUGGUUCUCCCUUGUCCAUCUUCAUAGUUACAUCCUCAAAAAAUUCCAGAAGAUUAGUCAAGCACGAUUUCCCCUGCGUAAAUCCAUGCUGACUCUGACCUAUCCUAUUACUGCUAUCCAAAUGAGUCGUAAUUUCAUCUUUUAUAAUUGACUUCAGCAUCUUUCCCACCACUGACGUCAGGCUAACCAGUCUAUAAUUCCUUGCUUUCUCUCUCCCUCCUUUAUUGAAAAGUGGGACAACAUUAGCCACCUUCCAAUCCGCAGGAACUGUUACUGAAUCUAUAGAACAUUGGAAAAUGAUUACCAAUGCAUCCAUGAUUUCUAGAGCCACCUCCUUAAGUACCCUGGGAUGCAGACCAUCAGGUCCCAGGGACUUAGCAGCCUUCAGACUUAACAGUCUGUCCAACACCGUUUCCUGCCUAAUAUAAAUUCCCUUCAGUUCAUCCAUUACCGUAGGUCCUUCAGCCACUAUUACAUCUGGACGCUUGCUUGUGUCUUCCCUAGUGAAGACAGAUCCAAAGUACCUAUUCAACUCUUCUGCCAUUUCCUUGUUCCCCAUAAUGUUUGCACUCAUUCCACUUGUGCCAUGGCCAUUUACUACAUUUAUGAAGGAAUCUAACUUUUAUUAAGUAUGAAUAUCUGAUGUACCAUGUCUGCACUUAAGUGACCUGAAGUUAAUGUACUGAGAAUCCUGUAUUUGGACUACUUUGGCGUAGUUGUCAUUGUGUGGAAGUGAGAAGAGUAUCCAUUUGCCUUUCCAUUGAUCCCCAAUCUCUGGCAGAAAACCUGAAGAUACAUUCCAGAAUAACUGACUUGUUAAUGAGGCAGAUAGUUGCUAUGAAUAAACUACAUAAAUGUAAUUUAUUCACCAGGGCAAAAUAGUUUGACUAACCAGAGCCUAAAGUUAAUGUACGUUCUUAUUUGUUUUCUGCUCAUGGUGUUGUUUAUAUUGAUCAAAAACUGAAUACAGGAUAAUUUUAAAUUAUGUUCUUGCAUGCACAACUAGAUUGUGCAAGCUGUUUGCAAAAUUGAAUUGAAAGAUUAUUCAAGAGCACUAAACCAGUUUUAUAUCAGACUUGUAAAGGGAAAGAUAAGGAAGGCUGAUAAACUAAGGGUAAACUGAAAGAAUGGGUACGGCCUAUGUUUUAAAAUAAAUAACAUUUUUCUGAAAAA
Stegostoma tigrinum is the source of this 5491-nucleotide messenger RNA. RefSeq names its product katanin p60 ATPase-containing subunit A1-like. NCBI's taxonomy places the organism in Eukaryota, Metazoa, Chordata, Chondrichthyes, Orectolobiformes, Stegostomatidae. Gene Ontology annotation, biological process: microtubule severing. The coding region runs from base 178 to 1662 and encodes 494 amino acids. The record is from RefSeq and is a predicted model, not a curated record. The transcript is spliced from 11 exons. Gene Ontology annotation, cellular component: microtubule cytoskeleton. Gene Ontology annotation, molecular function: microtubule severing ATPase activity; ATP hydrolysis activity; ATP binding.